This is a messenger RNA of Phalaenopsis equestris, 581 nucleotides long. RefSeq lists its product as uncharacterized. The transcript has 3 exons. Lineage: Eukaryota; Viridiplantae; Streptophyta; Magnoliopsida; Asparagales; Orchidaceae. The record is from RefSeq and is a predicted model, not a curated record. The coding region runs from base 62 to 397 and encodes 111 amino acids.
UGAGGUUCCUGAAACAGAGGGCUGCCAAUCUCAGACCAUUGAAAGUUUCAGGACAUGUCACAUGGUGCGGGGUUCUUGGUUUUCAAAGAAUAACAAACUCCGCACAUAUGGGUUGUCUCCACUGUUCUUGGCUCAUCUCCGUUCAGUUCUGAAAAGCGGUGGCAUGGAGCAGCCUCCUGUGGCUCCUGGAGAAGACGAAAAUGAGACAGCAUUGCUGGAAACAAUUAUCUCUAUUUUUGAACCUAUGAUGGAAGGGCUUGGAGAGAGGGAUGAUCUCGUCGGUGAGGAGAUGAACUGGGAUGUGAAGUUAGCUUUGGAGUAUAAAGAAUUGCAAAGAAGAAUCAUAUCAUCUGUUUUGUCCUGUGCCGCUGGACUGAAAUUGCUGGACAGUGCCUAGUUAUAGAGUUAAAUUAAGCAAGUGAGUAUGUUAUUUUUGUCUUAAUCCUUCUAUUAUUGCUAUUUAUUUUAAUUGAUAAUCAAAUGUUGUUGAAUGGAGUGUUUAGAAUGUAGAAAAUGAAAUUAUGAAAGCUUAUUGUUUGGAUUUCCAUUGUCUUUCACCUACAUCACCUGCAAUUGGCUCA